This is a messenger RNA of Durio zibethinus, 1836 nucleotides long. RefSeq lists its product as uncharacterized. Lineage: Eukaryota; Viridiplantae; Streptophyta; Magnoliopsida; Malvales; Malvaceae. The record is from RefSeq and is a predicted model, not a curated record.
UUCAAGGUCACUUUUAUUACAUUAAAACCCAAAUCUUUGAACUUUUGACUCAACUAUAGAUAGGUUGCUUACUAUUAUUAUAUUAAUUAAUUCUAGAUUUGUAGUGGCAUGGUCAGUGCCACCUCAAACAAGAAGGAACACGUGGAGGUUGCUAAAGCAUGGUUUCUAAGAAAUACAACCCCCCAACGUGUGGAGGAUGAUGUAGGAGUUAAAAACUGUUUGCAUUUGCAGGGAAAGCAGGCAAAACACUCGAAAGGAAUAAUAUUUUGGCUUUUCUUUGGCUGAUUUGGUUCCCACAGCUUUUAAGUUUAUGCUCUUUUUAAUAAACUCUAAUUAAUAACUAUUUAUUUCUCAUAAAAAAAGCACAACCAGCAAAGGCUAGGCUAUCUUCAUAUAUAUCUCUCCGAGGCUUUAGCUUGCCUCAUUUUCAUCAGCAGUAGUAUAUAGUUGGCUUUUGAGAAUGGAGAAUCAAGCAAAAAAAGUGCUGCUCACUUCAAAUGGAGAUGAGAUUGCAGUGAACAUAGCUUUGCAUUUAGCCAAACGUGGUUGCAGGUUGGUUUUGAUGGGAAAUGAAUGUUGUCUGAGGAGUGUCAGAGAGAAGAUAAUGGACUCAACUAACAAUGUGGUCCCAAUAGAGGUGGUUGGAUUGGAUAUGGAAGAGGAAAGAGAGGGAGCUUUUGAUGAGGCAGUAGAUAAAGCAUGGAAAGCGUUCGGAUCCAUUGAUGCUCUUGUAAAUUGUUAUGCUUAUGAAGGAAAGAUGCAAGACCAUCUGCAAUUAGCUGAAGAAGAGUUCAGAAAAAUUGUAAAAAUAAAUUUUAUGGCUGCAUGGUUUCUGCUAAAAGCUGUUGGUAGGAGAAUGAGGGACCAUAAAUCAGGUGGCUCCAUUGUAUUCAUGACGACAUUACUCGGUGCUGAAAGAGGACUUUAUCAAGGAGCUGCUGCAUAUGGUUCAUGUUUGGCAGGAGUGCAGCAGUUAGUUAGAGUAUCAGCUUUAGAGAUUGGAAAACACAAGAUCAGGGUUAAUGCAAUUGCUCGUGGUUUACACUUAGAAGAUGAAUUUCCUCUGUCAGUUGGAAAGGACAGGGCAGAGGAGUUGGCCAAAGAAGCAGUGCCAUUGCAGAGAUGGUUGGAUGUUAAAAAUGAUCUGGCUUCAACUGUCAUCUAUUUAAUCAGUGACGGUUCACGCUAUAUGACUGGAACAACUAUAUUCGUUGAUGGGGCACAGUCUAUAGUUAGGCCUCGAAUGAGAUCAUAUAUGUAGUUCCUUUCCAGUAUACUGAUGCAGAAACAUGCAUCCAAUCAGCUAGGUCUGGGAACAAUAUAUGCUUUGUUUUUUUCAUCCUAAUAUAUGUUGUUUUGCUCUUUAGGAUUUAUUGAAGAGAUCAUAAACUGAUCCAAUUCAAUGAGCACCAAGCCAUCUAAUGAAUUCAUCUACUUUUCUGAGUCACAAAGGGUUUGAAAGAUUGUUCAAGCAAAAAAAAUCAAAAAGUGUGGACGUUUGCAAGAUUUGGAAACAGUUGUGAUAUCUUAAUAAUGCGCAGAUGUUGAACUGGACAUACCUCAAAUCAGAUAGAUCCUCGUGUAAUUCUUCAUUACCUGCACUUUACAGCGUGAAGGGGAAUCCAGGACUGGUUCAUAUGCUGGCUGCACUCUUCUACUCCCUCGACAGCAGCUAAUACUAUUGUUUAAACCAUGAUCAACUCUGAUUUUUAUUCUGUAUGGUGGUGGGUGGGAGCUGGGAAAAGGUUAGUGAAUCCCUCUCUAGAUGUUUUUGGUGCAUAUCAUAUGAAAUGGCCUAUGUUCAAUGAUGGAAUUGCCCCGUAUUUGACUUAAAAA